Molecule: messenger RNA, 873 nt
Organism: Glycine soja
Lineage: Eukaryota; Viridiplantae; Streptophyta; Magnoliopsida; Fabales; Fabaceae
Exons: 1
Coding region: 1-873 (290 amino acids)
Source: RefSeq, a predicted model, not a curated record
AUGGAUGGACUGAAUGAUCGUGAUAUAGCUUAUGCUCUCCAAGCCUUAGCUCAAGCUAUAGGGAAUCCAAAUAGGGGAGAAGCUGGUGGAGCUGUUGAGUACCAAGGGUUAGACCGCUUCCAACAAAACAAUCCCCCUUCAUUCAAUGGAGGAUACAACCCUGAUGGUUCUCAGAACUGGAUAAGGGAAAUUGAGAAGAUUUUCCGAGUGAUGGCAUGUCCAGAAGGGCAAAAAGUUUCUUUUGGUACAUACACUUUGGUGGAAGAAGCUGAGUAUUGGGGGGAGAAUACUCGCCAAUGCCUAGAUGUUGAAGGUCAAGAUGUGACCUGGGAUGUCUUCAAGAGGGUAUUCUUGGAGAAAUACUUUCUUGAGGAUGUUAGGAACAAGAAAGAGAUGGAGUUCUUAGAGCUCAAGCAGGGAAACAUGACUGUAGCUGAGUAUACAGCCAAGUUUGAAGAGUUGGUGAGGUACUUUUCCCAUUAUCAAGGGAGGGAUGGUGAAAGCUCUAAACGUGUGAAGUUUCUGAACAGCUUGCGACCUGAAAUGAAGCAAGCUAUGAAUUACCAGGAUGUUCGUCAGUUUCCACUCUUGGUUAACAUGUGUCGGAUUUGGGAUGAAGACUCUCGAGACAGGGCGAGCUAUUAUAAAAGUAUAGGUCCAAUGAAGAACAAAAAGAAUGGACCCCAACAUCAAGGAAAACCGUACUCGACCCUUCCUAAGCAAUAUGGUAACCGCCCUAACAAUCAGAAGACUGUUGCCAUGGAUUUGCGGGUGGUAGUGGUAGCAAACCCAAUACCUUCCCCACUCAUAUCACUUGUUACAGAUGUAGUAAGCCAGGGCACAUCUCCUCAAAUUGCCCUAAUAAAGGCAUAA